CCUUCCUUUGUUGAUACAUUUCAUUGGAUGAUUGAUGUGAUCUGCUGCUUCGUAUUGGACUUUCAUUCCCUUCUGCAUUUUUUUUUUAACUAAUGAAGUUGGAAAAAGUGCCAAAUACAGAGUCUUCCCUAGAACACAGAUAUAAAUGUGUGAGUAUAAAUACACUUGCAAUUGGUUGUAUGUGUGUGAGAGAGAGACAGAGACAGAGAGAGACAGAGAGACAGAGAAAGAGAAUUUGAGGUAGAGGGAGAAAGAGAGGCAAAGAACAGAUAACACAGAUUAUUUGUCGUUAGUUGGUGUCAAAUAGUUUCUGCAAGUUGUUUAUGUAGACAUUCUUAUGUAUUUGUUGAAAAUGAUAAGCAUAAUAUAAGUAUGAUUGCCCCAUGGAUGAAAAAAUAAAUAAGUGAAUGAUAAAAUAAAUGGAAUAAGUGCAGAAUCAGAACCAGAUGGAAACCUUUAUAUUCUAGGAUGCUUCUAUGUUGUAAACAUGAGAAAAUGUCCUCCCCAAACUGCACUACAGUGACCACAUUCAUUCUGUUGGGACUCACAGAAAACCCAGUGUUGGAGAAGAUCCUAUUUGGGGUAUUUCUGAUGAUCUACCUAGUCACACUGGUGGGGAAUCUGUGCAUGAUUUUUCUGAUCAGGACCAAUUCGCGUCUCCAAACUCCCAUGUAUUUCUUCCUUGGCCACCUCUCUUUUGUAGACAUUUGCUAUUCUUCCAGCAUUACUCCCAAUAUGCUAUACAACUUCCUCUCAGACCAAAAGACCAUCUCCUAUGCUGGAUGUUUCACACAGUGUCUUCUCUUCAUUACCCUGGUGAUCAUCGAGUUUUACAUCCUUGCUUCAAUGGCAUUGGAUCGCUAUGUUGCCAUUUGUAGUCCUCUCCAUUACACUACCAGAAUGUCCAAGAACGUUUGUAUAUCUCUAGUCACAGUCCCUUAUACUUAUGGCUUCCUUAAUGGACUCUCUCAGGCAGUUUUGACUUUUCACUUAUCUUUCUGUGGCUCCCUUGAAAUCAAUCAUUUUUAUUGUGCGGAUCCUCCUCUUAUACUGCGGGCUUGCUCUGACACCUAUGUCAAAAAGAUGGCAAUGUUUAUUGUUGCUGGGUUUACUCUCUCCAGCUCUCUCUUCAUCAUUCUUCUGUCCUACCUUUUCAUUUUUGUGGCCAUCUUGAGAAUGCAUUCUGCUGAAGGCAGGCACAAAGCCUUCUCUACUUGUGGUUCCCACCUGGCAACAAUCUCCAUAUUUUAUGGAACCCUCUUCUGCAUGUACUUAAGGCCUCCAUCUGAGAAGUCUGUAAAAGAGUCCAAAAUAAUUGCAGUCUUUUUUGCUUUUUUGAGCCCAAUGCUGAACCCAUUGAUCUAUAGCGUAAGGAACAAGGAUGUGAUUCACGCCAUGCAGCAAGUGAUCAGGGAAGUAUCUUCCAUAAAAUUGCAGCUUAGGAGUCUGUUCUUUUCUAAUCACUAA
This is a messenger RNA of Loxodonta africana (African savanna elephant), 1467 nucleotides long. RefSeq names its product olfactory receptor 5M10-like. Gene Ontology annotation, molecular function: olfactory receptor activity; G protein-coupled receptor activity; odorant binding. Gene Ontology annotation, biological process: sensory perception of smell; G protein-coupled receptor signaling pathway. Gene Ontology annotation, cellular component: membrane. The coding region runs from base 469 to 1467 and encodes 332 amino acids. NCBI's taxonomy places the organism in Eukaryota, Metazoa, Chordata, Mammalia, Proboscidea, Elephantidae. The transcript has a single exon. The record is from RefSeq and is a predicted model, not a curated record.